Messenger RNA from Hemiscyllium ocellatum (epaulette shark), 2339 nucleotides. Its product is annotated as class I histocompatibility antigen, F10 alpha chain-like. The record is from RefSeq and is a predicted model, not a curated record. Gene Ontology annotation, cellular component: external side of plasma membrane. Gene Ontology annotation, biological process: immune response. NCBI's taxonomy places the organism in Eukaryota, Metazoa, Chordata, Chondrichthyes, Orectolobiformes, Hemiscylliidae. The coding region runs from base 140 to 1471 and encodes 443 amino acids. The transcript is spliced from 9 exons.
CACUGCAGGUAACUCAACCUGUCUGAGUGUGAUCCUCCUGGUAACUGGUGACAGAAAUCUGUUCAUCCCUUUAUUGGGUAUUUUACUGAGACUGGGACUAAUCAUUGACUCUCUGCUUCUGCAGCUUGAAGCUCAGGAAAUGACCUGCAGCUCAGCAAGAGGAGUCAGAGAAAGUGUUUUGUUCUUCCAGACUCUCAAUAGCAGUUGUCCCCUCUGUUUUUUUUUCCAAUCCCUUAUUGGAAUAGGGAGAGUGGAUACCCAGAAUGUUGCUGAUCCUUUUCUCCAUCUCCCUGUGUUUUUCCCGGGUCUCUCCCGUUCAAUCUGGAUUCACUCACCCCACACCAUUUCUGGUUAUGGUGAUAAACCACAGACCUGCCCCUGGGUUAUCCUGAAUUCCUCACUCCAGAUGUUCCCUGGCCUGAAGAUUCUCCUCAAUAUCCUUCUUCAAGUUAUCCUGGGAUAUUUUACAGAGACUAAUGCAUUCAAUCGGAUUUACACAAUUGUUGCUGGAUUGAAGGAUUUUCCUGAGGUUACACACAGUGCAACAGUCAAUGGAGUUAUAAUAGCUUUUCAUGACAGUAAAACCCAACAGUGCAUCCCCAGGCAGCAGUUCAUGGCAGAUUACUUCGAUAUGAAUUACUGGGAUUAUAUCACAGAGCUAGUGAACAGACAUGGAAACAUGGCGAAGGGAACAAUGAGCACAAUAAUGAAGAGGACAAACCAGACAUCAGGAGUUCACAUUUUUCAACGGAUAGCUACUGUUGAGGUCAGUGAUGACGGCAGCAUUAAGAGAUCAAUGAGAUUUGGAUUUGAUGGAAAGGACUUUAUCAGUUUAGACCCAGACAGAAUGAGAUGGAUCGCAUCCAAUCCCAUUGCAGUGAUGACUAAGGAGAAAUGGGAUUGUGAUGAUUCCUGGAACAACUACUGGAAAAGACACCUGGAAGAAGAAUCUGUUGAAUAUUUAAAGAGAUAUCUGGAAGCUGGAAAGCAGUAUUUUGGAAGGAAAGUUCAGCCUGAAGUGUUCAUCUCCAGGAGGGAGCCCAAUGGUCAGGACAAGCCGCUCACUCUCUCCUGCCUGGUCACUGGGUUUUAUCCUGUAGACAUCGAGGUGACCUGGCUAAGGAAUGGAGAGGUCAUGUCUGAGACCCAAUCCUCGGGGGUUCGACCGAACCACGAUGGGACCCAUCAGAUCCAGAAAGAGAUUGAGAUCAAUGCUGGGGAUGAGGAUCAAUACUCCUGUCAAAUUGAACACAGCAGCCUGGCAGAGGGCAAGCUCUAUCAGUGGGAAAAUCUGAAAAGCAAUUGGCUGCAUUCCCAUCUUGGAAGUCUCAUUGCAUCAAUGGUCAUUCUAUUGGCUGUUAUUGUCGGGAUAGUCGGAAUAAUCAUCUGGAAAAGGUCACGGAGAGAUUCACCAAGUGGGACCUACAUAACAGCUCCCACUUCUGAAGUCUCUGGUGCAGCUUCUUCAUGAUUCAUCACUGUUAAACCCUGUCAGACUAAUUCCCCUCCCCUCCCCACCCUGACGUGGUUGUCUUGUGUCUCUCCUCCAUUCCUGACCUUGUGGGUUUCCUGGGCCCCACUACAGGACAUUCCUGGAGCCUCAUUGUGGAAUAACGGGAUUCUCCUGUUCCAGUAUGAACAUGGACACCAUUGUCUGUCCUUCCAUAUCACAGCAGACACACAGAAUUACAGCUCAUUGCUCACACUCAAUUCCUUCAGGACUGAGAUCAAUUUUUCUGGGAAUGUGUUUCCACAGAUUGAGCAGUGAAUCCCACAUCCACAAGUUUGGAUCCUGAUUCUUCAAGUGAGACUUUCUCAGGUCGUGUUUCCAUCCCGUCCCAGAAAUGUGUGCAGUGUCACCGUCAGAGAGAUCUUCACGGAUGGUUCCUCCCUCACACUUUCUCAUCUUCACUGUCUUCAGUGGGUCAGUGAUUGACCUGAACUGAAGCAAUGUCCUGAGGGAACUCAGAGACAGUUUUUAUAUUGAAGGAAAUUGGUUUUGUAUCUGACAUUAACAAAUUUCACAUGUUAUGUAAGCUCUGUACAUACAUAUCAGUUUUACAAAUUCUAAUUCUUAGAUAAAUAUCUAUAUAAAUGCUCUAAAUCUGAUUUAUUGUUGAUUACUAAAAUCUGUCACUACUUAUCACCAUUGUUUAACUACAAUCACCAAUAUAUGUCAUUUGUAAUCGCUAGUGGUUAUUUUUUGACUUAUUGAUAUUGAUGUUUUAUUAAUGAUUCCACAAGAACGAUUAUAUUCAUUUCCACAGCAGCAGCUUGUGGCUCUUGGAAUCAGCAGAUGUUGAGCUUCAACUCAAUGUGAACUGGGGGAGUUAAGACCA